GUUGAAGGGGAAAGAAUGAAGGGAGAGCCUCUUCGCAUCUCGGAGAAGUCGCAGAAAAGUGAGAGAGCUGAAACGGUGUCGUCAAACAAAUGGCUGUCUCCUCGUGUUCCUUUCCUCCUAGGGUUUUCAAUGCUUAUUCUUCAUUCGAGUGCCGUUCCGAUCCCGACUUCUCCGGUACGCCGGCCGGGGAGAAGCCUCGCAUCGGGUCUAACCGACGAGUAACGGCAUCGUUGUUUUGUACAGGCGGUGGGGGUUUGUCGUCUUUGAUCUUUCGUUUCCCCCCGAACUUCGUCCGCCAGCUCAGCGUCAAGGCUCGCCGCAACUGUAGCAACAUCGGUGUCGCGCAAGUUGUCGCGGCUUCGUGGUCGAACGGUCCCACUUCCGGUUACCCCUCAUCGGCGGCUGCUGCUGCUUGUCAGGCAGCCGCAGCCUCCGUCCCCGUCUCUGAUGGCGUGGCGGUUGUAGAAGGUUGUAUUGACAACGAUAGUGUACAGAUUGGGGAUUCAUAUGAUUCCAAGACAUCGUUUUUGAGCUCCGAUGGGAGCAUCACUGUUCAUGCUGGUGAAAGAUUAGGUCGCGGCAUAGUUACUGAUGCAAUUACUACUCCAGUGGUUAAUACUUCUGCAUAUUUCUUUAAGAAAACUCAGGAGCUUAUUGACUUCAAGGAAAAACGCCAUACAAGUUUUGAAUAUGGGCGGUAUGGAAAUCCAACCACUGUGGUUGCAGAGGAGAAGAUAAGUGCACUUGAGGGGGCUGAGUCGACCCUGAUUAUGGCAUCUGGAAUGUGUGCUAGCACAGUCAUGCUGAUGGCAUUGGUUCCUGCUGGCGGACAUAUUGUGACAACAACAGAUUGCUACAGAAAAACUAGGAUAUUCAUUGAGACCAUCCUACCUAAAAUGGGAAUCUCAGCUACUGUUAUUGACCCUGCAGAUGUGGAUGGCCUGGAGUCUGCACUCAACAAGAACAAAGUUUCUCUUUUCUUUACCGAGUCUCCAACAAAUCCGUUCCUUAGAUGUGUUGACAUAGAAAAAGUUUCAAAGUUGUGUCACAGCAAAGGAACACUUGUCUGCAUUGAUGGUACCUUUGCUACACCUCUUAAUCAGAAGGCCCUGGCUCUUGGUGCUGAUCUUGUUUUGCACUCUGCAACAAAAUUUAUUGGUGGACACAAUGAUGUCCUUGCUGGUUGUAUAAGUGGUUCUGAGAAGUUGGUUACAGAAAUUCGUACUUUGCAUCAUAUCUUGGGUGGUACCCUCAACCCGAAUGCUGCGUAUCUAAUCAUCAGAGGCAUGAAGACACUGCAUCUUCGUGUACAGCAACAAAAUUCAACAGCAUUAAGGAUGGCCGAAGUUUUAGAGGCACAUCCUAGGGUGAAACGCGUCUAUUAUCCAGGCUUGCCAAGUCAUCCUGAACAUGAAAUUGCCAAGCGGCAAAUGACUGGCUUUGGCGGUGUGGUCAGUUUUGAGGUGGAUGGAGAUCUGACGACCACCAUCAAGUUUGUUGAUGCAUUGAAGAUACCAUACAUUGCUCCAUCAUUUGGUGGCUGUGAAAGCAUUGUUGAUCCGCCAGCUAUAAUGUCCUACUGGGAUCUUAGCCGAGCUGAGAGGAGCAAGUACGGGAUUUUGGAUAACUUGAUUCGAUUCAGCUUCGGGGUUGAAGACUUCGAAGAUUUGAAGGCCGAUAUACUGCAGGCCCUGGAGAGCAUAGCUUAAAUAGCGUUUUGAUGUGUUUAGUAUUUUUCCUAGUUUAAAUGGGGCAUGUUGAUCUCCAAAAGUAUUUUCUGUUGUGUUUGAUUUUGGUAGAUCCACAUUGGUUGAAUGAAGUCAUGAUUUUGAAUAA
This is a messenger RNA of Gossypium raimondii (Peruvian cotton), 1836 nucleotides long. RefSeq names its product cystathionine gamma-synthase 1, chloroplastic. Gene Ontology annotation, biological process: transsulfuration. Gene Ontology annotation, molecular function: pyridoxal phosphate binding; cystathionine gamma-synthase activity. Gene Ontology annotation, cellular component: chloroplast. NCBI's taxonomy places the organism in Eukaryota, Viridiplantae, Streptophyta, Magnoliopsida, Malvales, Malvaceae. Bases 90 to 1709 code for a protein of 539 amino acids. The record is from RefSeq and is a predicted model, not a curated record. The transcript is spliced from 11 exons.